CUGACUGCUUCACUGCAGUAACUGCACCACAGUCCACCGGGGACAGUCUCUUCACGACUUCACCAAAAACUAACUGCAGAGAGAGAGAAGGGAGAGAGCGAAAUACAGAUGCAUCGAACGUUUCGAGCUUGGGAAGAAUGGCGGAGGUGAUAGAGGUCAUGGACAUCGACGACGACAACGGCAACAUCAAUUCCGCCAAGCAUAACCUCAAGGGUAAGAGCGUCUUGGAUUCAGCUGCUCCACCGGACGCUAGAGCCACCCCCUGGGUCGAGAAAUAUCGCCCCCAGUCUCUCGACGACGUCGCCGCUCACCGUGACAUUGUUGAGACCAGGGAAAGCCUGCCGUAAAAUUGGUUCUACUGGAUGAAGCAGAUGCCAUCAUGACUAAGGAUGCACAAUUUGCCCUUCGUAGAGUAAUUGAGAAAUACACCAAAAGCAAUAGAUUUGCUUUAAUUUGCAACAAUGUCAAUAAAAUUAUUCCAGCACUGCAAUCAAGAUGUACACGGUUCUGCUUUGCCCCCCUUGAUGCUGUUCAUGUCAGGGAGAGGCUCAAGCAUGUAAUUGAAUCUGAAGGGCUUGAUGUUCCAGAAAAUGGUAUGACAGCUCUUGUAAAGCUUAGUAAUGGUGAUAUGAGAAAAGCUUUGAAUAUUUUACAGUCAACACAUAUGGCCUGCCAGCUGAUCACGGAAGAAGCUGUUUACUUGUGCACUGGGAAUCCGUUGCCUAAAGACAUUGAGCAGAUUUCCCAUUGGCUCCUGAAUGAGCCAUUCACAGUUAGCAGCAAAAGAAUCUCUGAUAUGAAGACCAGAAAAGGGUUGGCUCUGGUUGAUAUCGUGAGAGAAGUUACCAUGUUUGUUUUUAAGAUUAAGAUGCCACCAGCUGUCCGUGUUCAACUUAUUGAUGAUAUGGCUGAUAUCGAAUAUAGGUUGAGCAUGGCAUGCAAUGACAAGCUGCAGCUGGGGUCAUUAAUUGCUGCUUUUACACGAGCUAGAGGUUCGAUAGUUGCUGCUACAAAAUGACGAUCAUGUCUUGACGAGUUUUUCUUAGUGUGGUACUCAUUCCAUGUACUACCGUACAGUAACAACUAACUCCAUUUUGUAGUUUGAUUGAUUGCACUGUAUAUUUUUCUACUUGAGAGAUGUGAACUUUAUCUUGUAUCUUUGAUAGGCUUAUAUCAAUUGUCUUAACACUUAUAGCUUCCAUUUUAUCCAUUCUUGAGACUCAUAGCAUCCAUAUUACCCAAUAUCCGAGUGAAGAAAAAAUAGUUGAAUUGACCUGGGCAACAGUGUACGAACUCGUAUAAGGAAAAAUAUGCGUGUAUACUUUUGCAAGUUGUGAAUUAUGCUUGAUAUUGACAA
Salvia splendens (bonfire salvia) is the source of this 1357-nucleotide messenger RNA. RefSeq names its product replication factor C subunit 3. Bases 380 to 1018 code for a protein of 212 amino acids. The transcript has 8 exons. Lineage: Eukaryota; Viridiplantae; Streptophyta; Magnoliopsida; Lamiales; Lamiaceae. The record is from RefSeq and is a predicted model, not a curated record. Gene Ontology annotation, cellular component: DNA replication factor C complex; nucleus. Gene Ontology annotation, biological process: DNA repair; DNA-templated DNA replication. Gene Ontology annotation, molecular function: DNA clamp loader activity; DNA binding.